AAAGUGAGCAACCCAAGCUCCUCUUUGCGCGCGUCAACCGCCAUCCCAUUUCCGGAUAGGCACGACAUUCCGCGUCUUCCCCAAGUCUACCUCAACAGCUAUCAAAUUGUACACAAAAACAAAGACAAAAUGCUCGUUGUUUGCAUACAUUGACCAAUCAAGACAUUUACUCCAGCUUCUCGCCAGCAGAUGACUCAGACUAAUCAAUUGCUGUUCUUUGUUCUGUUAACUUGUUUUUCUUGUUCUCCUUCUUGAGUCUCGGGAUCAAAUGCAGCCAACAAGGAGAGCUCGACCCUAAAACGGCGACGACGGAACCAGGUUGGAGACGGCCGCGUGCCUUCUGUAUGCUUUUUUCGCAUUGUUCAGACCGUUGCCGGAUCGAUAUUGAACUGGUCGUCCCCGGCCUCCUGGCGCAUCAAAAACCGUAUCGGUGUCUGGUUCUGUAGUCUCGAAUCGAACGGGCCUUCCUAGACGAUACGAUACAUACGGACGCAGUUUGCCUGCGCAUUGAUGUCGCCCUAGGUGUAGCAUCACCAAACAAGCAAGACGACAUUUCCAAAAUCACCACUACGACGCGACAGCAAGACUAUGCAAAGUAACCGUGCUUCUAUUGCCUGACCCUUUGCACUCCAAUAUAAUGACUUCGCCGGCACGCUUGCUCCCAUGCCGCCAACAGACUUGCUAUCAUCCGACGGAGAUGGCAGACCAUGUUCCUCCCUGUCUUCGCAUAAUCUGUCUUCCUACAACCCACCUUCAAGCCCAGGACCAGUGGAGCCAUACUACUCUAAUGAAGAAAUAUCAAUCAUCUACGAGUCCGUACUGCGCGGACAGGAAAUCCUCGCCGCCGACGAGAAGCGAACGCUCACCGAGACGGCGGCGCUCUUCGAGGGCAGCGAGCAAGUUUUCCCGCAACAUGGCAUCUCUACCGAUGACCCGCGCCUGUCGCGCCUCCUUUUCAAGAUCGGUGGUAGGCGCGGAGUCGGGCCCGGUCUGCUCAGGAAGUUCCGGUCCGUCUUAGAGGGCAUGGACAUUGAGAUCAACCUGGAUGGCCAUCCUCUUCGGUCAACCGACGCCGGCGACGAUGACCGGCCCGGGCUCUCGACCCGGUCCAACUCUUUUGCGCACUUGCCCGGGGCCGCAACGAACAGCAGCAUAUCCAGCAGUCCUCGACAGAGACCAAGAGCCGACGGCGAGGGAGAUGUUCCUGUCGCGUCAAACCUCAAUGGUCACUCGCGCAUUCAUUUCGAGGCCUUGGCCAACCCGGCGCCCAACGGAGUCGCUGCCAAGACUGACGAUCCGCAACUUCCCCGCGCCGUUUCGUUUGUCUCCUCAACAGAGGACUUUCCCGCCCGGCCACUACCUGAGAUUGACCCGCAAACUCCGGCGGCGCAGUGGGGAGCCGGGUUUUCUGGUAACAAUGGUGCAUCUGGUCAGUCGUCGCAGGCAACAUCUCCAAACCGAACGCGUUCCUUGUUGCGACCUCUACCCGCAGCUUUUGGACGUGUCAACCUGCCUAUCCGACCUGCUGUGCCACCAUCGGUAUCAUCAGCCGCCGACUCGCCACAAAGACCCUCUCAACCGGUUCGCUCAUUACCAGCACCUCAGGCUCAGCAUGAUCUGCCGAUGCUGUCCAGGUGGCUACAAAGCAGCAUUUCGAACCCGAGAUCGUUCAGGGCCACUCCACGUUCCGCUAAUCUCGAUGUGCCAGAAAUCAACUGGGCAGGUGGCGCACGUCCGCAUCGCAUUCAGGUCGCAGAGUCGUCCCUGGACGCUGAUGAAAUUAUUUACGAGGACGAAGAUGGUGACAUUGGGGAGGUUCAAUCUCGCAGCAACGACAACCGCGACUUCGAGGUUGCUAAUGAACAUCUCCAACCACCUCUGCGACCCAAGCCAACAGCUGAACCUCAGGCUGCUGCAAGCGAUUUACAUGAUGCUGAUGUUUCUGGAAACGGGGAUGCAGACGGCAAUGAAGAACAUUUGUUUGGUUAUGGCAGUUUACUCGGCCCUCAAAGAAACGAUACGGCGCGUAGUGCUCGUCACCUGGCACCUUCGGCCCUUCCAAAACAAUAUACACGAGUAUCAUCUACCGAGGUUCAUCGUCACGGCCAGGCCUUGAACCUAGAUGAAAUUCCUGGUGUCAGACAUAGUGAGACACCACUUCCCCCGUAUGGGUCACCUCCCAGAGAUGAUGAGAAUUUUGCGGGUUCAAAAUGGCCGGAGCGUCUUAAUUCUCUACCGGCCUCGCAUCCAGUCUCACAAGCGCCCAUGCACCAAGAAGACCUUCAAAAUGAGUCGGAACUGCAGCAGUCGGUCUUGGCGGACAUGGCGGCGGCGCACCGGAGUUUCCACUCCGGUAGGGUGGGAGGACUGUUGAAGUUAUGGCGUGACCAGCGAAGUCGUGUCUCAGCAAGCAAUGACUACAUGGAGUCUCUAGCCGGCCAGAUGGAGAGGAGGUUCCUGAGCAAGAAAUUUGUCAACUCAUGGCGCCUGGCGGUUGGGAUGGCGAGGGCCCGGAGAGCUGAGGCUGCAGAAACGGCAAGGCAACUGGUUGAGACAGCACGGCGGGAGGAGCGGAUCAUGAAGCGGGCCGAACGAGCUUAUGAGCUCUCGCUGCUUCACAAAGCCUUCACACACUGGUGGACGGCUGCUCAUGAGGAGGUAGAGAGAACCGAAAUCGCGAGAAGACACUUGCUCAGGAAGAAGGUCUUCGAUGGCUGGUCACAAAAAGUGUCGGCAGACAAAUACAAGGCUUUCAACUUUGCCGCCAGUGGAGCGCUGCUUGCUUGGCGCACUGCCACGAAGAAACAAGAAGAGCAGGAAGAAGUCGCGCUCCAAAUGCGCUCGAGAGGGCUCGUAAAAAUCGCAUUUGCAAAGCUUUUCAGGCGACACCAGGAGUGCGUGGCUGAUGCUUUCAACUCGACUCGUCUGGGGCAGUGGGCCAUUUUGACUUGGUCGUUAGAACUGCAGAGCGCCGCGAAACUGUGGACUGCUGCAGAGGCGGAUGCUUCCCAUAUGCGCCAAUCUAAUGCAUUGAGUAUGUGGCAGUCCCGGCGCUCCGAUAUGUUCAUGUUUCAGUCGAUGGCUUCCAGUCUUGUACUCGAUCAUGAUGCGGCUGCCAUCUUUGAGUUCUGGCGCAAGCAAGCCAAGCUUGAAAGCAGAUUCAGGGAGUUUUCCAACUCGCAAAGGAAAAACAUGCAGGCCAUUACACUGUCUACGUUGGUCCAUGCUUCUGAUCUCUUGCAAAUGCUUGGGACCAAGGCAGAUACCAUGAUGCUUAAAGACUUUGCUCAACAUUGGCUCCGCGAGCUUCGAUUGAGGGACGUUUCGAGGAGGCGGGACCACGAUUUGUUGUAUAAUCAGCUGUACGAAUGGCUGAUGGAAGAGCGAUAUGCACUUUUCUACCGGUACUCGGAAUACAACAGAACUGCCGCAGCGCUGUCUGACCUGCGAGCCAUUCACGAGAGCGAGAAGCUGAGGCAGAGACAGCUUGACCUGAAAUCUCAGCGGUUUCGUAGGCGUGCCUUGUUGGCUCCUUUUGUUUGCCUCAUGCGCUCUCAGAUAUGUCACAAUGACGAGGCGCACAAGUUGGCCUACGGGAUCGAUCUGAGAAAUGUAGCAAGCAGCAUAAUACAAGCCUGGACCGCGGCAGCUGGUGAGCUGGAGAGCAUGGCGCACGAUGCCCGUCUCGGGGCCUACUGGACCGCCGCGAUUACUUGUCUCGAGGGCUGGCCCAGCUUCGCUCGAGAAGUGCGUCGCCACAGACUCGCAACGACAUACCACGCAGCGAGCCGGCUACGCAAGGAACGCAUGGCCACAGACGCCUUUGUUACCUGGCAGGAAGCUCUGCACGACAAGUUUGUUGUGACCUGGGAGUCGGAAGCGGCCCUGCAGGACCGGCAACUGCAUGAGACGAUUGACCUGAUGAACACCUGGAUUGGUGAGACGAAUCGCAUGAUAGUCAUGAGCAGUGUCGCCAAUCAAGCGGAUUUGCAGGUCAACGUCAACUCAUGGCGCGCUAUCGCUAGUGGGCUCGAAAACCAAGAGACUGAUGCUGUCAUCUAUGAUAUCGAGCGGCUAAGAAGUGCAACCCUGGAGGUUUGGGAACUCGAACUGGUCAAGCUGAGGGGUUGGACGCACACAGCCACGGAGCUCGCAGACAAGAACAAGAAGAAGCUUGCUCGCCAAGCACUGGGAUUCUGGUUGAGCCAGACGCAGCCGCGUCAACGCGAGGCGGACGACAUAGUCAUGGGUGGCAGGACUCCGCUUCGGUCUAGCCUCCGUCGGAGCUAUACAGCUACCGCCCCGCCAAACUUUGGCGGUUCCGUGUUAACGAGGCCGGGAGGUCGAUCUGGAAGUGCCGACCAAGACAACUCAGACAUUACAAGAUCCCAGUCUCAACAGGAGAAUCCUCUUGCGAGAAGGACUCAGGAGCCUUCUGGACCUCGACAGCAGGACAGUCUGCGCGGGCCCGCGUACGGAAGCUCAAUAUCGCAAGGAAUGCCCUCGGCUUGGUUCUCUAGCCGCUUCGGGUCAAGCACUACUGCAAACACACCUUAUACUCCCCAGCCAAAAGCACCGCAUUCUGAGCAGCCCACUCCUCAGCACUCAACCAUGGGUCGUCCGAGCGCCGGCUUCCAAGAAUCGAGACUGCCACCCAUCUCCGAACGGUCUGAAAACUCCACACGGCGGUUUUCAGGGGGCGUCUACCCCGACGCGGCUCCUGAAAGACCAGAUGAUUCGAUGCGUAGUCGUAGCGAGGACCGCAUUCGGUCGUUUCAGGAGAAGCUGGCGCAGGCCUCGCGAUUUGCAGACUCGGUUCAGUUAGGCCCAAUGUCGGAGUUUGACGAAGACGAGGAGAAUGAUGGUCCGUACCGGUCCUCGGCACAGUUUGGUGCUUCUACGGCUAGCUCCGCUUUCCCAGCCACUCCUGCUGCACCGCGAGCAACCGGCGCGACGCUACCUCCGUCCAUACUAGUCAACACGCCCACGCGGUUCCAGAGUACCACACGCCUACCUUUUCCGUCGACGACUACUCCCAUGGCGCCUCUACCGUCUCCCAUGGAACGGCAGCUGCGGGAAGAGUACGUGCAGCCGUUAAACACCUUGCAGCAAGAGCAAUCUUCGGCCAGACCGACUUUUGCCCGCGGCGCCAGAAGCCUUCUUGGAACAGGUGGUGCCGCGGCACGCCAGGGCGACAGCAGUAGACUGGCUCGCUCAUGGAUGACGGCUGGCCGGCAGCCUCGUGUAACUUUUGAGCCUGGUCUUACCGGGGCCGACAAGGAAGAAGACGACAAUGGCGAGCAGUUUACGAAUUUCUAACGAUACUGGCUGAGUGGGAAACCUCUGCCCAGGCCUUUGCACUUUUCCUUUCCUCCUAGUUCAUCUUGUUGCAUCUCUUUUUCUUCUCUAACACUAUACGGCUGAGCGAGGCGUUCCGGUUUGAGGGUUUGAUGGGGUAGCCGAGCUGAUUGAGGCGGACGAUCUAUUAUUGUGGUUUUACUUUUCGGAUUAUACGGGAGUAUACAUGCAUGGAUUGGCUGUUAUCCCACGUUCGACUCCUUUUUUUUUCGAUUAUACCCUGUUCUUACGUUGGAGUAGUAGUAAGUAGUAACGCCAUUCACCAAGUCAUGUCUGCUGGGCUAUAGUCUGCUGCCGUUCUCGAUGCAGCUUGUUUGACGAACAUAGACCUCACUACACGAUUGGUUAACUCACAAACAAACCCUAGCUAUUGAAUAAGUACAUGCUGUAUACAGUCACUGAUGCAAAGGCUAUUCAUAAGUUGGCAAAGACGAACACAUUGUUGUAUAAACAAGUCCUUAUGACAGACCCCAUGGUCCAAUCUGUGCUUAUUACCCGCAAAAUCCAAAGAAUCAACCUGAGAUAACUCCUGAUGAAAACCCAAUCAUCA
Molecule: messenger RNA, 5908 nt
Organism: Pyricularia oryzae 70-15
Lineage: Eukaryota; Fungi; Ascomycota; Sordariomycetes; Magnaporthales; Pyriculariaceae
Exons: 2
Coding region: 664-5319 (1551 amino acids)
Source: RefSeq, a predicted model, not a curated record